Molecule: messenger RNA, 7341 nt
Organism: Meriones unguiculatus (Mongolian gerbil)
Lineage: Eukaryota; Metazoa; Chordata; Mammalia; Rodentia; Muridae
Gene: Atxn7
Product: ataxin 7
Exons: 15
Coding region: 800-3580 (926 amino acids)
Source: RefSeq, a predicted model, not a curated record
GAGGCGGCCGGCCGGCGGCGGCUCUGCCCGCGGACCCCGCCGUCGCACCCGGCCCCGCGCCCGCAGGCCGCCCUGGAGGCCGCGGCCAGCCGCCAGAACAAAAUUAGACUGAUGCCGAAGCAGUUUAGUGUGCUGGAAGGGCCUGGAUUCUAGUUUCAACUGGAACCAUUGUUCUGCAUGGACAGUCCCAGCAAAUGAUGAGCCCUUCAUCUUCUCCCCUCUAUAAACAAGGUCAUAAUGAUGGCACUCUGAACACAUCCUUGUUGUGAGUCAGAGGAGAGAACUUCAAAAAGCACAUAUGUUUCCUACUGAAGAUCCAUGGCCGUUUCUAAGCAGUAAACACCACUGCUGUCUUCCUGUAAAUAUAGGCUUCCUUAAAACAGUUAAGAAGAGACUGACUAAUGAACGGUGAAUUCUUUUAAAGCCAAACUUAUCUCAGAAGAGAUUUCGUCACUUCUUUUGUGACUUUUUGGAUGCUUUGGAAGAUACCUGGAAUACCAUGCUGGAAAAUUGAGAAAUGGCUUUGCCUAGUGACUUAGGGUCAAGUGAGAGAUGAUGUCCCAACUCUAGUUUGUUCUGAAGGAGUGACCAUCAGAGAGGAGAAGUACUGCUUCCGAACUAACACCUGUAUUGACUGUGUCUGUUACCGUACUUUGUAGAUAACUAUUUAAGAAGAAAGUUCCACAAUUGCCGCAGAUGAAGAUUUAAGAAGAAACUUCCACAAUUGCCGCAGAUGAAGAUUCACUGAUAAAUCAAUCAGGAUUUUUGGCUUGUACUCCAAAGAAAAGGAGCGGAAAGAAUGUCGGAGCGGGCCGCGGAUGACGUCAGGGGGGAGCCGCGCCGCGCGGCGGGCGGAGCAGCGGCCGCCCGGCAGCAGCAGCAGCAGCCACAGCCUCUGCAGCCCCAGCGGCAGCACCCGCCGCUGCGGCGCCCGCGGCCGGAGGACGGCGGCCCCGGGGCCGCCACCACUUCGGCCGGCGCCAUGGCGACGGCGGGGGAGCGCAGGCCCCUGCCCAGUCCUGAAGCGAUGCUGGGACAGUCGUGGAAUCUGUGGGUGGAAGCUUCCAAACUUCCUGGGAAGGAUGGGACCGAAUUGGAUGAAAGUUUCAAGGAGUUUGGGAAAAACCGCGAAGUCAUGGGGCUCUGUCGGGAAGAUAUGCCAAUAUUUGGUCUCUGUCCUGCACAUGACGAUUUCUACUUAGUGGUGUGUAACGACUGCAACCAGGUUGUCAAACCACAGGCAUUUCAGUCUCACUACGAAAGAAGACAUAGCUCAUCUAGCAAGCCUUCCUUGGCUGUCCCUCACACUUCAGUAUUUUCCCUCUUCCCUUCUCUGUCCAAAAGCAAAGGCAGCAGUGCCAGUGGAAGCAGCCGGUCUUCCAGUGGAGGAGUCCUUUGCGCAUCCUCAUCAAGCUCCAAGUUACUCAAAUUGCCCAAAGAGAAACUGCAGCUCAGGGGGAACACCAAGCCCAUGCUUCCGGUGCAGCAGACUAAAGUCCCCCAUACUAGAGUCAUGACACCCUCUGUGAAGGUGGAAAAGAUGCAUCCGAAGAUGGAUGGCACACUACUGAAAUCCACAGUGGGGCCAGCCUGUCCUGCUCCUGUGAGUUCUGCAGUCAAGCCUGGCCUUAACUGCCCCUCAAUACCAAAGCCAACCUUGCCUUCACCUGGACAGAUUCUGAAUGGCAAAGGGCUUCCUGCAACACCUACUCUGGAAAAGAAAUCUGAAGAUAAUUCUAAUAACAGGAAGUUUUUAAAUAAGAGAUUAUCAGAAAGAGAGUUUGAUCCUGACAUCCACUGUGGGGUCAUCGAUCUGGAUACCAAGAAGCCCUGCACCAGGUCUUUGACUUGCAAGACACAUUCCUUAACCCAGCGGAGAGCUGUUCAGGGUAGAAGAAAACGAUUUGAUGUGUUACUAGCGGAGCACAAAAACAAAGCCAGGGAAAAGGAAUCGAUUCGCCAUCUGGACUCUCAGCAACCACCACAUCCUCUCAGGGACCCGCAUCCCACCCCUCCUAGGACGCCACAGGAGCCACACCUUCCUUCAGAAUCAAAGCCUUUCUUAGCUAGUAAAUCAAAACCUCAUAUCCCCAGUCUUCCAAGGCCUCCAGGCUGCCCUGCUCAGCAAGGAGGGAGUGCCCCCAUUGAUCCUCCUCCAGGCCACGAGUCUCCACACCCUCCCUUGCCUGCCACUGAGCCAGCUUCUCGGUUAUCCAGUGAGGAGGGUGAAGGCGAUGACAAAGAAGAGUCUGUUGAAAAACUGGACUGUCAUUAUUCAGGUCAUCAUCCUCAGCCAGCAUCGUUUUGCACAUUUGGGAGCCGGCAGAUUGGAAGAGGUUACUAUGUGUUUGACACCAGGUGGAACCGGCUUCGCUGUGCCCUAAACCUCAUGGUAGAGAAGCAUUUAAAUGCACAGCUUUGGAAGAAAAUCCCACCAGUGUCCUGUACCACAUCACCUGUUUCUACCCGUGUUCCUCACCGGACAAAUUCUGUGCCGACAUCACAAGGUGGGAUCAACUAUUUUGCGUCAACCACUGUCUCUACGUCCCCAGUUCUGCUACCGUCCACCUGCAUCUCCCCAAACAGCAAAUCGGUACCAGCUCAUGGAACCACUCUAAAUGCACAGCCUGCUGUUUCUGGGGCGAUGGAUCCUGUGUGCAGUAUGCAAUCCAGACAAGUAUCUGCUUCAUCCUCAUCCCCCUCCACACCCUCUGGCCUCUCUGCAGUCCCUUCCUCCCCUCUGUCCAGAAAACCUCAGAAAUUGAAACCUAGCAAGUCUAUAAGGCCCAAGGAGUCUUCUGGUAAUAGCACUAACUGUCACAAUGCCAGUAGCAGUACCAGUGGUGGCUCAGGAAAGAAACGCAAAAACAGUUCCCCACUGUUAGUUCAUUCUUCCUCCUCCUCCUCAUCCUCCUCGUCGUCGUCUCAUUCCGUGGACUCUUUCAGGAAAAACUGUGUGGCUCACUCUGGGACUCCAUACCUGUCAACAGCAGCAUCUUCCCACAGCAUUGGCCUCAACUGUGUGACAAAUAAAGCGCACUCGGCGGCCCUCCGGCAUGAGCAGGCAGGAAGGGGUCCCCCUGGCGUGAGCCCUGCAGAGUCCAUCAAGAGGAUGAGUGUAAUGGUGAAUAGCAGUGACUCCACUCUUUCUCUUGGCCCGUUCAUUCAUCAAUCCAAUGAACUGCCUGUCAACUCGCAGGGCAGUUUUUCACACUCGCACACUCCUCUAGACAAACUUAUAGGAAAGAAAAGAAAGUGUUCUCCAGGCUCUAGCAAUGUCGGCAACAGUGGCAGCAAACCUACAAAGGUUUCCAGAUUGCCAGCUAUGAACAACGUCCACAUGAAACACACAGGCACCAUCCCAGGGGCACAAGGACUGACGAACAAUUCCAUCCUUCAUCAGGAUAUCUUGUCUCCUUGCUUACGAACAGGAAUUGCAGCAGCAGCACCGCAGAGCCCUGACUUAAAAACCAAAGGCACGUCCCUGACAGCUGACAAUACCACUGGAAGGAAUAAUCCAGACAUUUUUGAAGACAAGUUACACCUCUACUCAGCACUCUGGACUCCACGAUGCCUUUGAGUCUCUUUUUACAAACUCCUGUGGGCCUUCAGGGUAGCCUAUGGCUGUUUCACAAGGAUUUCCCGAAGCUGUGUCUGUAGCAGUGAGUACUCAUAAAGGACACUGGAUCAAGUUCAGCCACCGGAUUGCUUUCUCAGUGUUAAAGUGGUCUGGACUGCUUGCUACCAAUCUGUGAGAAGUUUUUGUUUAUGUUUUGUUUGUGUUUGUGUUUUUUACCUUGCAGCAUAUCAUGGAGCCACUCUUGAAGUAGAUUGGCUGGGCAAAGAAUGUUCUGGCAAGAGCAUUACUGUAGACUCUUCCCUCCUCUGCCAGAGGUUUUUUUGAACACAUCCUCAGCUGUAGGUCACUCUCUAGCAGGUAGACACCUGCACUGGAGACUGGAGGCCUUCCAAAGAAAGAGGAGCAAGUUGCAUCCUGAGUAGCCUCCUGGCUUUAGUUUUUUUAUAGCAGUGUUCAGGAAUAGAAUACUGAUGUUGGUCAAUGCAUCAUGGCAUAGUAGCUCAGCCCUUUUCAAGUAAUUUGGGAUAAGAAGCUUAUCAAGUUCUUCAAACUGAACAACUGGUUUAAAGCUGCUGAAGCCCGGAUAUUAAGUUUAAAGGAUCUCAGAAGCUUAGUUUUCAUGGUACAAAAGCAUGUGUGAUAAAAAGAGAGAAAGAAAGAGGAAGAAUGAAGAAAAGAAAGAUGGAAAGAGAGACAAGGAAAACUAGUUUGGUGAUGAAAAAAGCCAGUUGGGACACUGGAUUCGGGGAGGUGAAAAAAAAAUCAUAAAAGUGAAGCAAAACUUGCAGGAUUUCCAAAGAGACUGACUUCUUUCUAGUGCUUUCAUGUUGAGCAACGCAUCAGAUUGGGUCAAUUGUCUUACUCAGUCUGCUUUUUAAGAUUUGCCUUUUUAAAAGUUAUUAUAAUGUCCUUAAAUACUUCCAAGGCAUUACUCCCAUUUCCUCUUUCAAUUUGUUUGGAGAACCAAGAGUAGUUUGUGCUUUCAGCCGCGUUGUCAUUGUGUCUGUGUCCCAGCUUCCCUUCAGUAGAGGCAGGUGGUGGGAGACCUUGUGGAGGUGGCGUUGAGAGGGUGAAGUGUUUGUCAUUCACACCCACCUUUCUUGUGGUAGUGACAGCCAUCUUCCUUCAGUGAGGUGAAAAGCCCUUUAAAGAUUUCUCAGUACCCCACUCCCAAAGAAUGUUUAAUGUGUUAAAGCAUUGCUUGAAAAGAUUUCUACCAGUGAAUUUGGGGGUGAUCUAGGGCUACUACAAUAGCUCCUGCACAGACAACCAAGUCCUCUAACUUAGGAAGAGUACAACAGAGUGGCCAGAAGAGUGCAGCCCCAAGGCUCUGAGCCGUGUCCUGGCCAGGGUCUGGGUAGAGCCCAGACAGUGCAACCUUUCCCCUACAAUUCUUUGGUUACACACUUGAGUUUCAGGGAAUUUCAGUCAACAACAGGUAGAAUGAAUAAAUACUUGGUUACCAGCCUAAUAAUGUGAAUUGCUACACUUACUCUUAUUAUGUAAGAACACAAAGACUUUAACUAUACUUUAACUAUAAAUUAAUGUAAAAUGUUGAAUUUUUUAAGGAAGGGAAAACAGAACCUUAUUCACGUCUUAUGCAAUCAGUCAGUGAAUGUUUUAAAGAUGUUAGAAGAGCUAUAAGGAGAGAACACAGAUGGGCCAGUGUGGUGAAGUUAGGGAUCAGUCUGAUCGUUCCAUCCCAGUGGUGGGAAGGAGGUGAGGGAAUCAUAAUUUACAUAGUAAUUACUUGGUGACAAGUGCAAUGGGGUGUGGGUAGAAUUUAUUUUCAGAGCCAAGGGGACUUGAUGGUUAUAAAUUAAGUUGCUUUUAGUGAUGGAAUUUAUAGACAGGUCAUGUUGUUCCGAAAGAUGUGAAUAGGAGCCACAAUAGGAAGUUUAUUCAGAAUAAAGUAGAUACUUAGAUUAAUGAGUAUUAUAAUUUGAUUUCUUAGACUGGGGUUUUAAUUGAACUUCAUUAUAUCUCCGGGUAAUACACAGAGCCUCGGGAUUAGGAAAAGCCAUUUUGGAUUCUGCCUGCCACAAACAGACAUACCCUAAACAGUGCUACUAAAGUUUAGACUGUUCAAAUAUUUUAUUUUCUCUGACAACUACUUUUUAUGAUGAUGAACAAUUAAGACCAUUUAAAAUAUGGGAGUACAAAUAUUUUUUUUAAUUACAUUAACUUGGAAAAACCAAAUUUGCAGUGUGUGGGUUGUUUCUAGACAGACUUUGGUGUCAAUUUAAAACCAAGAUAAUUUUUUAUAUUCUUUCCAAUAGAAUUCAUGACAGCUUCUGCAGUUUUCUUAAACUAUAAAAAAAAAAAGUGCUGCAAUGAUGAACAAAGAAUUAUUAAAAAAAAAAACCUACUUUUGUAUCUUUAUUUUGGAAUUUCUUGUUCUAUUAUAAAUAUGGAAGUAUCCCUAUUUCAGAAGACAUAUUUUGUUAAAAAUGAAUUGUACAUAUUUAAAUAUGUAUUUUUGCACAGGUCUUUUUUUCUGAUAUCCUGUUUUGGUACAAUUGAGAUCAUCUAGUAUUUAUUUAUUAAUUAAUGAAAAUAAAUACCUUUUUAUAAUUUGAAGUGUUUCACUGCCAAGCCAAUAGUUUAGAACCUGCCUCCUUUACAGUUAAGGGAGGCCUCUGUUCUGUGAAGGUCUCUGUCCCUCUCAGUGUCUCGGGAGUGAUUCACACAGAUGAAGUGAGCAUGGCUUCUCAGCUGCCUGAUUUCCAGAUAGACUACAUGGAACUAAGUGACACAUUGCUUUUCUUUGUUUAGUUUUGUGUGUGUGUGUGUGUGUGCGUGUGCGUGUGCGUGUGUGUGUGUAAUAACACUCUGAGCACACCUGUGUUAUUAGUAUGUGAUGUGGUUUAAAACUAAUGGGCAAAACAAAGCUGAAAGUGCCUGAACCUAGUUUAAGCUCAGACAGAUACUCUUUAAAGACUUGAAUGCUGAGUUGAACUUCUGGAGUUUGCUUUUUCCACCUAAAUAUUAUUUCUAAAGUUUUAGGGGAGAAGUUAAAAGCCACCAAGCCUGGUAAUUUUUAUAAGGUAUUUUAAAACGAAGACCUUUUUGUUCACAGUAAUUUAACUGGCAGUGGACUGCCCAGUGCCACCAAGGGUCAUAAACUGCUGUCAGCCGGCAGCUGUUUGUUACUCCCUCACUAAAUACAGACUUUAAGGCAGGAUAUUUAAAAUAUUUUGUAUUAAAAAAAUACAAGAAGUACCUCUGAGAACAUUGAAAAAUGUUUAAUUUGAAAAAAUAUAUAACUUAUAAAGGCAGCUGUCUUCCUGUAAGAGUUCUGUUGCCAAGGGAUUUCUUAAUGUCUCUAUUCUGUCCUGGGUUGGGGAAAAGUUGGGCUUUGAAAAAUGAUUGUUAAAAGUUUCACUGUUUAAAAAAAAUAAUCAUUUUUACAUCUUCCGUAAAACAUUUUACCUUUUCAGAUCACUUAAGUGAGCACUACAUAUUGUCAGUGUGAAUGCAGGGCCUUGAAAGAAUUUUGCUGGUUUUUUUUUUUUUUUUUUUUUUUUUUGAGCUUGGUUAUUAAAGCAAUCUCCUGUGUUAAAUGUGUGAAUAGUUUGAUAAAUGUGUACACAUAAUCAAGAGCAUCUCAGCUGGACUUUGUGUUGGCUGCUGUAUAGAAAUGAACAAAUGUCAAGGGAUAGAAAAUUACUUUGGAUAUUUAAAAGAGAAGAAAUAUAUAGUCUAUUUGUUUUGUAACAAGUUUCUGUAAAUAAAAUAAUUUAUACUAUUUAUAAGAAAAA